UCACGUGACCGCCGUGGCCACGCCCACCCCGUUCCGCGCUGCGCUUCGCGCCCCGGUGCGCGGCCCUUCCGGGUGCGGGGCCGCCCCCGCCUCCCCCCCUUAUGGAGGCCGAGGCAGAGGCGCGGCUCCUGCUGCAGGAGGCUCAGGAGAGCAUCGAGGCGGCGCGGAGCUAUCGGCGGGAGCUGCGGCAGCGGCUGCGGGGGCUGCAGCAGGCGCGAGAGCAGAUCCGAGAAAGUGCAACAUUGACCAGAGAUGUACUCGAACAACACUUCAGUGACUUAAAAGGGACCUUGAAGAAGCUGUUGGAUGAGCGGCUGAUGUCACUGCUGCAGGAAGUGGAUGCUAUAGAACAGGAGAGCAUCAAACCCUUGGAUGAAUGCCAGAAGCUGAUAGAGCAUGGAAUCAGUACGGCUGAUGAUCUGCUCCGGGAAGGCGAGAGCGCAGUCCAUGGAGAUGUGGGACAACAGAAUGAGAAACUUUGCAGCUUUACAAAAAAAGCUUUACAUAUUCAGCUAGAUAGCUUACCAGAAGUGCCCUCCUUGGUCGACGUGCCUUGUUUAUCUGCCCAGCUGGAUGACUGCCUUCUUACUAUAUUGAAAGAUCAAAUAUUCAGGCAUGGAACCGUGGCAUCUCGCCCACCUGUACAGCUAGAGGAGUUCGUUGAGAAGCCUGGAGGGAUUUUAGUCCGAUGGUGUAAGGUGGACGAUGACUUCAUACCACAGGAUUACAGGCUGCAAUACCGCAAGAGCGCUGCCAGUCACUUUGAAGACGUAUAUGUUGGCUCAGAGACAGAGUUCAUAGUGCUCCAUAUUGACCCCAACAUUGACUACCAGUUCAGAGUUUGUGCCCGAGGAGAUGGACGGCAAGAGUGGAGUCCAUGGAGUGUUCCUCAGAUUGGCCGGACCACGCUGGUUCCCCAUGAGUGGACAGCUGGUCUGGAGGGUUACAGCUUGAGCAGUCGAAGAAACAUAGCACUUCGAAACGAUUCUCAGUCAUGUGGUGUGCUCUACUCCAAAGCUCCUACAUAUUCCUGUGGGCAAACAUUAACGUUCCGAAUUGAAACUGUGGGACAGCCUGACAGACGAGACAGCCUGGGAGUGUGUGUGGAGCAGCAGAACGGCUCUGACUCUUUGCAGCGGGAUAAAGCCGUGUGUAUUAGCACAAACGGGGCAGUAUUUGUAAAUGGAAAAGAAAUGACAAACCAACUGCCUGCUGUCACCUCGGGAUCGACUGUGACGUUUGACAUGGAAGUUGUGCAGUUAGGGCCUUGCAGCAAUGAGGGAGGAAACUUCAAGCUUAGAGUAACCAUUAGCUCCAACAACCGAGAAGUGGUCUUUGACUGGGUACUCGAUCAGUGCUGCGGCUCCUUGUAUUUUGGAUGUUCAUUUUCAUACCCAGGUUGGAAAGUUUUGGUGUUUUAGUAGGGAGUGAAGGGAUUUUUGUUCUUGCCAUUAAGUGUAAUGUUAAAACCUGAGUUUCCAGCUGUUUGACAUCAAGAACCUGUUAACAAAACCCUGUCUUUAUACUACUUGAACUCCACGCUGUUGUACUUCCUACUGGACUCGUUUCAGAUAAUAAUUGUGAAACAUUGGAUUUGUUACUCUGGAAAAAGUUAGAUACCAGCGUUUGCGUAGGCAAAUUAAUUUAAGCAGCCCACAGGACCUUUCCCUUUUUUCUCCAGACUUGAUUUUUGUCAGUAUUGCAUUGUACUCUUAGCUCAGGGUACGUGUUGUGUAGAAUUAACUCUGCUUAAUGCUGCUGUACAUUGAACGAAGCCUGUAAACAUGGAGAGGGUGAAAGGGUGGUAAAGGACCAAAGUUUUAUUUAUACCACUCAUAAAAGAGCAGCGCUGUCCCGCUAGGCUUCCCUGUACGCAAAGCUGCCUUAAGAGUCUGAGUGGCCGGUGGGUUCCGCAUGCAACAGCUGUUUCUCUAUGCACGGUACUGUUCAUUCCUACGGAACAAGGAUGUCUGAGCCAUAAUCUCUGUUCAAAUUUGUAGCUGGUCUGUUAGCGCCUAACUCAUGUAAGUGCCUUAUUUCCAGAUGUCUUUUGAACUGUUUUCUGUGUUGUCACUCAGAAUAUAUUUUCCAGAGUAGUUGCACAGUGAUGCUUACAUCAACUUAGUGCAGAUGCUUGCCUCAAACUAGACCAACGCCUAGAGCAGGAUGGUUAGCCUUACCUACUCAAACAUCUUCCCUAGCUAUAAUUUAUGGCAUAGCCUCUGUCAGAGUAACUCUUAGCGAUUUAGCACUUUGGUGUGGAGAUUGGCAGCCACGAUUCCUCACAGAGCCCUUCUGCCACUUGGAGACAACCUUCCUUGUGCCACAGCAGAGACCAGGGAAGGGCUGUUGUGAUGUGUGGGAUUCCUGGAAGUCCUAGCAUGCUCCCUGGGAACAUUGAGCAUCCAUGCGCAUGCAGCAGGGCCAGUUUAGGGUCCAGGUGCUUGGGAGGGACCAGGCUGGCCAAGCUUACUGGGGACCCCACUGGAGCCCAUCUGGGGAGGGGAUGGACAUGGCUUGGAGUAUGGGCUCCAGGCAGACCCCACUGGCAGAGUUAACCUGUGCCACUCGCAGUCAGCAGAGAGGGGUAAGUUAGCUCUCUCCUCCACGUAAUAUAGAAGAAAGUAUUAAGAAUUAAUUGACUUUGAAUUCAGAAGUUACAUAAAGUUUCCACUCUUCCCUAAGGAGCAACUAAGAUUUGCAAUGAGCUCAAUCAAAGAGAGCCUCUUCCUGGUCAAAAGCAACACUACUGGAUUUAAAGAAUAUCUUAAAGUAGUGCUCACUGAGGUCUUUAAAAGGGACCUUUUUACCUCAAAUGCAAUUAAAAUGAGAUAUACUUUAGCACAUUAGAAUAGCAAUAUUUUUUAUAGGACCCAGACAAUCAUUCUGUCCUUUUCCCUUCAGGCUCCGCAUGCUACGUGAGCCCUCAGUGCUAGCACAAAAACCUGAACUUACAUUAGAUUUGGGUCCCCCAAUGUCACAGUGCCAGUACGAAGAGAUGAGUCUGCGUCCUGCCUGCUUUUUUCCCCCCCAAGGAUCUGUAGCAAGGGUCGGAGAGUCUCGGAGAGGGAGAAUGGCAGGUGGUAUUUAUACCAUUUACAAGAAAACAAAUUAUGAGUAGAUUUAGAUGGGGGCAGAGAACUUGUGGCAGGGGGCAGUUAGGUCAGGGUUGUUUCCCCUAAGACACACGGUGAGGAAGACUGGACACCUGUGGGUGAGAUUGUCGGUGUUAGCAACAAAAAACCUGCAGUAUUCCCAGUUUACCAAGCUUAACCGGUUCACUGUUAGUUAGGGAACACCAGCAUAUCCUGCACUUUCAGUGUUCCUUUGGAUUAUCUUCUGAAGAGAAUUUUCAAUGCUUUUUAAAUGCAUUCCCUUCCUGCAAGCAAGAAGGCUCAGUAGCUGAUCAAACCGCAGCAGAGCUGAUAGAGGGCUGGGCUGCCACUCGAGGUAGCAGCCUGCUUAGAUCUGCUUUGCUCCCUAGUGCUGGCAACAUUAAACACUUUAGGGGUCAGGUACUCAUAUCUUAGUACUUUAACCAUAUGGGAACGAAAAUUGUGACUUAUCUGCACCUGAGGUACCACGGGCCAGGUACCUUUCCUCUGCUUUUGGAGCAGCUCGUCAGGCUAUCGCUUCCGCAGGAUAUUUACUUGUGGAUUAGAAAAUAACACUUGAGCAUUCAAUUCAGGUACUUCUGGAGAUGGCAAUGACUCCUAUUUGUUUGGAAUAUCCAUACAAAGCAGCUUAAGAUGACUGUGAAGGGCCAAGGGAGGCCCCUACGCCCUCAGAGCUGAGGACAGCAAGAGAAAAUAGGUUUUAAACCUUCAGGCUGUAGCUGUGUUGAGCAAGAGCAGCUUGCCCAUGGUGGGGUGGGUGGUUCUGUUUGUUUGGGUUCUGUUUUUUAACUCCGCCUCAGCCAAGCUGUCCAAAUCGCAAAUCCGGUACGGUCCAAGCACCUCUGGGAGCCGUGCCUUUUACGCCUGGGAGGGGUGAAGAGUUUCAGGGCAUGAGACCCAAGUACUAAGGUAAAGAAUCAGACAAAGCAAGAAUUAACAAAGGUUGAAAUUCUAUUCUGCCCCCACCAAGUUCAGCCAGACCGAACACUUGACACUUCCAACUUCUCACCUCCAGCUCCUGGAGCCUCGCAAGCAGAGCAGACUGCUUACAGAAUCCAGUCCUGAAAGAUGUUUUCCUAAGCUGUACAUUCACUUACCUCAACCCAGACCUGUGUGUCAAGUGAAAUUUCAGUGUUUUUAAAUAAAGUUUUAUUCCUCACCUGUGCGUGGUCUAUA
Molecule: messenger RNA, 4292 nt
Organism: Cuculus canorus (common cuckoo)
Lineage: Eukaryota; Metazoa; Chordata; Aves; Cuculiformes; Cuculidae
Gene: CRLF3
Product: cytokine receptor like factor 3
Exons: 8
Coding region: 102-1421 (439 amino acids)
Molecular function (GO): protein binding
Source: RefSeq, a predicted model, not a curated record